UUCUUUGUUUCAAAAACAAUAUACAUAAAACGUCGUUGGUCCUUGAAAACCAUAAGCUGCCUCUGGCUUAGUGGACGUUGAAAUCCUUCAAUUCUAUAUUACUUUCUCCACUUCAAUUUCAUAUAAUUCAUGCUUGCGGACUCUUCAGAGUCGGUGAUAGGAAAAUGGCAUGCAGAUUCCUUGCGCGAAAUGGUAUUUUGCAGGACAUGGACAUACCUUCUGCUCCACAGUUCCUGAUUUCCACUAAUACAGGUGCAUACACAACAACUCGUACUGGUGGACAAGGUAGUUGUGUUUUGCUAUGGGAGAGGCAUCUGAUUCGUCUCUCUCAAUCAUUGAAGCUUCUUGCAGAAGCCAAGCCUCAGCUUUAUCCAGCACUGCCCUUUUUUGUGCCUACAUGGUACGAUGAUGAGAUUAGGCCACUUGUUCAAUUAUCAUUGGAAGCUGGACUUCGAAAGGCAUUGCAAACAACGAAAAAUGAUGAGGAGAUGACCAUCACAGCUCUUGUUUGUGGAAGUUCAGCAUCCGUUGAAGGAAGGGCAAACAAGCCUUGUGAUGUUUAUGUACACAUUGCAAGCUACAUUCCGUCUUCAAUUGCAAACGGUGCUGCUCAUUUGGCCAUUGUUGGGCCUGGAAGGAAGAAUGCCUCCACAAAAUCCUCCGAGUGGGUCAGGGCAAGGGAAUGUCUGGAGAGACUUCGUCCUCCAUCUGUGACAGAGUUGUUGCUGUCUGAUGAUGGUGACAGUCUUUUGGAAGGCACAAUAACAAACUUUUUUGCUGUAUGCUACCAGGAAUCAAAGGAAAAGGAUGAAGAGGACAUCAAUGAAGAUAGUGAUAGUAGCAAGUGGACUGGAUACGAAAUCCAUACAGCUCCAAUAAUUGAUGGUGUGCUUCCAGGAGUAAUACGACAGUUGGUUAUUGAGAUUUGUGCUGAUGAGGGGAUUCUACUACGAGAAGUUGCACCCUCUUGGUCAAAUCGUCAAUUAUGGAAAGAAGCUUUCAUUUCAAGCAUAGUUGUGGAGUCUUCAUCUUUAAGUCAUCAGAUACAGUGGUUACUUCUAGAGUCAGAUAGUGUGAGAUUGGUGCAACAUGUUGAGUCAAUUCAAGCACCCUAUUCAUGGAGUCAACUACUUCAUGCUGAAAGUUGGAAAGAUGUCUCAUGGAAAGCUAUACACUUGGAGGGUCCUGGAAUUGUUACUCAAAAAAUACAGAAACUUGUACUAGAACAUGCAAUGUCGGAAGGUUAUCAAUUUAGAGAUGUGGUGAAGUAGAGUUGCAUGAUGAAUUGCAUCCAGAAACAGAUUGGAUUUUAUUCAUUUGGCUGGCCGCUUGAGAACUUAUGAUGUGUCACUUAUAUAGAUUGAAGAAGAGGCUUAAAUCUCUGAGGAUGAUAAUGGUAGGCUUAUUGUGUGCUCUUAAAUGAAGUAGAAGCAGCAUCAUCGCUGCAGUGUGUAUUUUUAGAUCAAGAUUUGUGAUGAUACAUCCAGAUUGUUAGUGAGAACAUAUAUCAAUUUAUGGGGAUUGUUAUUAAA
This is a messenger RNA of Cryptomeria japonica (Japanese cedar), 1532 nucleotides long. RefSeq lists its product as uncharacterized. NCBI's taxonomy places the organism in Eukaryota, Viridiplantae, Streptophyta, Pinopsida, Cupressales, Cupressaceae. The record is from RefSeq and is a predicted model, not a curated record. The transcript is spliced from 9 exons. Gene Ontology annotation, molecular function: catalytic activity. Bases 165 to 1271 code for a protein of 368 amino acids.